UAGAGUGGCGGAAGUGGCCCAUCCCCUUCCUCUCUCGGCUCAACGGCUUGCCUAAGCUUCUGGGGAUUUCUCCGGCGCGAGGCAUUGUGGGCUUGCUGGGCGGCCCCAACCGGGAGAACAGAGUGCUGGCGGGUUACUGAACAAGCUUCCAAAAUGAUGCCCACACCAGUUAUCCUGUUGAAGGAAGGUACUGAUAGCUCCCAAGGCAUCCCUCAGCUUGUGAGCAAUAUCAGUGCCUGCCAGGUGAUUGCUGAGGCUGUAAGAACCACCCUGGGUCCUCGUGGCAUGGACAAACUUAUUGUAGAUGGCCGAGGCAAAGCAACUAUUUCUAAUGAUGGGGCCACUAUUCUGAAACUGCUUGAUGUUGUCCAUCCUGCAGCAAAGACUUUAGUGGACAUUGCCAAGUCUCAAGAUGCUGAGGUUGGUGAUGGCACCACUUCAGUGACCCUGUUGGCUGCAGAGUUUCUGAAGCAGGUUAAACCAUAUGUGGAGGAAGGUUUGCACCCACAGAUCAUCAUCCGAGCUUUCCGCACAGCCACCCAGUUGGCAGUUAACAAGAUCAAAGAGAUUGCUGUGACCGUGAAGAAGCAAGAUAAAGGGGAGCAGAGGAAGCUGCUAGAAAAGUGUGCCAUGACAGCUCUGAGCUCCAAGUUGAUCUCCCAGCAGAAAGCCUUCUUUGCUAAGAUGGUGGUUGAUGCUGUGAUGAUGCUGGAUGAUUUGCUGCAGCUUAAAAUGAUUGGAAUCAAGAAGGUACAGGGUGGAGCCCUAGAGGAGUCUCAGCUGGUGGCUGGUGUUGCAUUCAAGAAGACUUUCUCUUAUGCUGGCUUUGAAAUGCAACCCAAAAAGUACCAUGACCCCGCGAUUGCCCUUUUAAAUGUUGAGCUUGAGCUGAAAGCUGAGAAAGACAAUGCUGAAAUCAGAGUCCACACGGUGGAGGAUUAUCAAGCAAUUGUUGAUGCUGAAUGGAACAUUCUCUAUGACAAGUUAGAGAAAAUCCAUCGUUCUGGAGCCAAAGUCAUCUUGUCCAAACUCCCCAUUGGGGAUGUGGCCACCCAGUACUUCGCUGAUAGGGACAUGUUCUGUGCUGGCCGUGUACCUGAAGAGGAUCUGAAGAGGACCAUGAUGGCCUGUGGAGGCUCUAUCCAGACCAGUGUGAAUGCUUUGUCAGCAGAUGUGCUGGGCUACUGCCAGGUGUUUGAAGAGACCCAAAUUGGAGGCGAGAGGUAUAAUUUCUUCACUGGCUGCCCCAAGGCCAAGACUUGCACCUUUAUCCUCCGUGGAGGCGCCGAGCAGUUUAUGGAGGAAACAGAGCGGUCCCUGCAUGAUGCCAUCAUGAUUGUCAGGAGGGCCAUCAAGAAUGAUUCAGUGGUGGCUGGUGGUGGCGCCAUUGAGAUGGAGCUCUCCAAGUACCUUCGGGAUUACUCGAGGACUAUUCCAGGAAAACAGCAGCUGUUGAUUGGGGCAUAUGCCAAGGCCUUGGAGAUUAUCCCACGUCAGCUGUGUGACAAUGCUGGCUUUGAUGCCACAAACAUCCUCAACAAGCUGCGGGCUCGGCAUGCCCAGGGGGGCAUGUGGUAUGGGGUGGACAUCAACAACGAGGACAUUGCCGACAACUUUGAGGCCUUCGUGUGGGAGCCAGCUAUGGUGCGGAUCAAUGCCCUGACAGCAGCCUCUGAAGCUGCAUGCCUCAUCGUAUCUGUAGAUGAGACCAUCAAGAACCCCCGCUCCACUGUGGAUGCUCCUCCAACAGCUGGCCGGGGCCGAGGCCGCCUCCAGUAAGAGGCACCCAGCCAUCACACAUUGACUGGCAGGCUGGCUGCAGGCUGGCUGCAAGUGCACUGCCUUCCCUGGCUGGGUUAACGGAUGUUACAAGGAAGUGGUAGUGAUUGACCCACUGUUUCCACUAGUGAUUAUUUAAAUAAAACUUCAGACUUGGAAUUAA
Molecule: messenger RNA, 1942 nt
Organism: Sciurus carolinensis (gray squirrel)
Lineage: Eukaryota; Metazoa; Chordata; Mammalia; Rodentia; Sciuridae
Gene: Cct7
Product: chaperonin containing TCP1 subunit 7
Exons: 12
Coding region: 154-1779 (541 amino acids)
Biological process (GO): protein folding
Cellular component (GO): chaperonin-containing T-complex
Molecular function (GO): ATP-dependent protein folding chaperone; ATP hydrolysis activity; ATP binding
Source: RefSeq, a predicted model, not a curated record